AUGGUACUGCGGGUUUUGGCCCCGCAGACCCUCGUCCCGGGGGACUGGGUCUCUGACUUCAGCGCAGCCAUGGAGGGGAUGGGCGUGGUGGCGCUGAAGCCCAUGAAGGGCUACAAGGAGGUGUGGGACGAGCUCGCCGGCACGCAGGCCAAGGGCCGAAAGGUGUCGACGAAUAGCCUGCUGUCUGCAGACUGGCGCCGAUUGGUCACUCGGGACGAUGCAGGGCUGCAGUCGCCGUACGGCGAGGUGUAUGCCUGCCCCAGCUCUUGGGGGACCCUGCUCAUGGCCAGCCACGGGCCUCGGCUCCGAAGAAAGGGCCUCCAGCCACCGCGUGACUGGGGUGACCUCCUGGACCCAGCGCUGGGGGGCAGGAUAGCCCUGGACGACAGCCCCCGCGUGCUCCUUGCCGCCGCGCUGGGCACGUCGGGCCUUGACCCCGGCGCCACCGCCGCUGACGUCGCCCGGUGCGGCGUCCGCGCCGGCGACCUGAGGGCGCGCGUGCGCCGCCUGCGCGCGGCAACACGCGUUUUUGGAAAGGACGGCGCGCACGUGCGCGCGCUGGAGGGCGGGGACGUGGAUGUGGCGGUGGGGUGGGGCGACGCGCUCGUGGGCACGGCGCAGCGCAGCACCGGGGUCGUGCUCUCCGCGCCCGCCUCGGGCACGCUGCUCUGGGCCGACCUGUGGGCGGUACCGCGGGGGGCGCAGGGCGGGGCGACGGAUGGCCAGCCCAGCCCCUUGCUCCCCGCCUGGCUCGAGCUGGGCCUGCAGCCCAGCCGGCAGCGCCGACCGAGCGUGGGCGCAGCCUCCCCACUGCUGCUGCCGCCCCUGCUGGGAGGAGGUCAAGCCGUCCCCGACUGUGAUCUGCUCAGUGACAAUGCAGAGGGUGCAAGUAUGGCCGCGAGGCACGUGCUCCGACCGCACCAGCUUCCACCGACCAGGGUACUCCAGCGCAGCCGAUUCCUGACGCCCCUGGACCCCGCGACGGAGGAGCUGUUCCAGGAAUGCCUUGUGGAUAUGGACCAGGAAAGCGUCCUGGUGUAA
This is a messenger RNA of Auxenochlorella protothecoides, 1041 nucleotides long. RefSeq lists its product as hypothetical. The coding region runs from base 1 to 1041 and encodes 346 amino acids. Gene Ontology annotation, biological process: polyamine transport. NCBI's taxonomy places the organism in Eukaryota, Viridiplantae, Chlorophyta, Trebouxiophyceae, Chlorellales, Chlorellaceae. Gene Ontology annotation, cellular component: periplasmic space. Gene Ontology annotation, molecular function: polyamine binding. The transcript is spliced from 4 exons. The record is from RefSeq and is a predicted model, not a curated record.